AUUACUGCGCUGUUGUUUAACUGAUACUCUUGCCGUCAAGUGCAGCAGAUGAUUUAAUGUCAUGAUGUUAAAUGCAAUAUGUUGUCGAAUGUCAUCAUUGCGAGGUCAUGCUAGUAUGCGUUCUUUUUUUUCAAAGGUUCCAUCUUCACCUACAUGGGAAACAAUAGAUCCAGAAAAAAUUCCAAAGGUUCCAAAAAUCGACAAGUUGUUAGUUGAUCAGUUGGAGCGACUUUCUCUUGUUGAAUUUAGCAGUGAUGCAGGAAUUAAAUGUUUGACAGCCGCCAUCCAGUCAGCCAACCAGCUGUACAAUGUGGACACUGAGGGAGUGGCACCACUCGACACAGUUCUAGAAAACAGAGAAUUAUAUUUAAGAAAUGAUGAAGUUACAGAAGGAAAUUGCAAAAACCAAAUUUUGCAAAAUGCUUCCAAAACUAUUGAAGACUACUUUGUUGCACCACCAGGAAAUAUACCACUGAAAGCAAAGGACACAGACUAUAAAAAGAAACUGUCCUGAUACAAGUGUAGUAUGGAAUAGAUUUCCUGUGUUUGUACAUAUUAGCAUUUCCUUUUAUGAAUGAGAAACAUUUGAAAGCAAAAUGCCAAAUUUUAAAAUAUAAAUUAUUAUAAGCAACAGGCAGAGAACUACCAUGUUUGGUAGAGAUGUGGACCACGUAAAAGAGGCUGUUCGGAUGGUUCUUGCUGGCCAGACACCUUGUCCGAUUGCAAAAGCAGCACCAAUCCCAAGGUCAACAUUGCAGCGAUAUGACUUUAAUUUUUUAUGUACUUCUAUAGUUUGUGUUGCCAACAAAUAAAUGGAGAAAUAUCA
Messenger RNA from Gigantopelta aegis, 826 nucleotides. RefSeq names its product glutamyl-tRNA(Gln) amidotransferase subunit C, mitochondrial-like. Gene Ontology annotation, cellular component: mitochondrion; glutamyl-tRNA(Gln) amidotransferase complex. Gene Ontology annotation, molecular function: glutaminyl-tRNA synthase (glutamine-hydrolyzing) activity. NCBI's taxonomy places the organism in Eukaryota, Metazoa, Mollusca, Gastropoda, Neomphalida, Peltospiridae. The transcript is spliced from 5 exons. The coding region runs from base 62 to 514 and encodes 150 amino acids. The record is from RefSeq and is a predicted model, not a curated record. Gene Ontology annotation, biological process: glutaminyl-tRNAGln biosynthesis via transamidation; regulation of translational fidelity; mitochondrial translation.